This is a messenger RNA of Dreissena polymorpha, 1680 nucleotides long. Its product is annotated as dnaJ homolog subfamily C member 22-like. Gene Ontology annotation, biological process: endocytosis. The record is from RefSeq and is a predicted model, not a curated record. Gene Ontology annotation, cellular component: plasma membrane; early endosome. The coding region runs from base 313 to 1680 and encodes 455 amino acids. Lineage: Eukaryota; Metazoa; Mollusca; Bivalvia; Myida; Dreissenidae. The transcript is spliced from 6 exons.
UUUAAAUGUGUACAUUUUUAUUUGCAAAACUAGGGAUAUAUUGUGCAGUGCAUUACACAUUGAGUAGGGCAAUAUAAAAAUACUGAAGAUAUUACCUGUUGUUGUGGACUAUUCCGCCUAGUAACAUCUAUUAUGAAAAAGAAGAACAAAUAAAUACAUAAUCUUUACUCUUUACAAACAGUGAAAAAAAUACUAUCGUUCUAUGCGUGAAAUAUAAAAUUAAAAACUCUUUAAAAACAGUGAAAAAAUACCACCGUUCUAUACGUAAAAUAAAAGACUUUCGAACAGUGGGAAAAAUACGUGAAAUACGAAAUGGCGAACCUGACGUUAACGUUCGUUCUCUGGCUGUUCGGCGGCAUAUUUGGGCUGCACCAUCUGUACCUUAAUCGGCCACGGCACUGCUUCAUCUGGUGCGUCACGUGGGGUGGGAUGUUCAUUGGAUGGCUCGCGGAAGUGACGCAACUGAGGCACUACGUAGACGAGGCCAAUCAGAGCCGGAAGUACCGCGAGCACAUGAAGGUUAUGCGCACGCAUAAGCCACGCCCCAGCUGGAGUGUGAUUGUCCUCGGAAGCCAGCUUAUGAUUGGGCACCAGCUUGGUAAACUGUUGAUCUGCGCGAUCCCUGAAUACUACACGGUAGAGACCUGGUAUGCCGCCUACCUGUCGCACCUGCUAGCGGCCCUGGGAGCGGCGUUAGGUGUGCACACGGCGGCCAACAUCGGACCGCAGAAGGCGCCAUUUCUUCCCACCUUCCUCGCUGCUGCCGCAACUGUUCCAACCUCGUACUUCCUGUACCAUCAACGCAACAUUUUCACGCUUCUAUGCGUCGUGGUCGCCUCCCUGGCGAGUUCGUAUUUCUCCGUAUGGGCUCCGGAAAAGCCGCCGAGCAAUUUAAUUGGUCGCUUGAAGACAGGCGCGUGCGUGGGCCUCGCUUUGACGGCCUAUAGCGGAUUGCACGGCUCGAGCAUGUAUUUCAACACUCGUAUACAAACGCUCAAUGGAACGACUAUCCCGUUGCCCGAGAUGGUGGCAAACUUCCUACGGUUACAACCCUAUGAUGAGGCCCGCGAACUCAUGCCAGGCAUAAUACAGUGCGUGCGCAUGUACGGUAGUCUGGACGUUUGCCAACAUCAGUUCCUGUCCCAGCUCGCCGAGAUCUCCGACCCGAACCGCGACUCAUGGGCGUUCACUGUCCUCGGUUUCGACAGAUACCCCACCCAGAAGCAAAUCAACUCCCACUGUCGCAAACUAUCCAGCAAAUGGCAUCCCGACCGAUUUACCAAUAAAAACGUCACAGAACAAGUCGAGGCGGAACUGAAGUUUAUGGACAUCCAAAAGGCUUGUGGAAUGAUGAACAAGAUCAAAAAAGAGCGAGAACGCAAGAGCACGUGGUCAGAAUCCGCAGCGGAUCAGAGGGAAACGGUUUACACAGAUACUGAUGACGUAGAGGAAACGGUUAACACAAAUACUCAUGACGUAGGUACAUUUUCUGAAGACGAGCAUGACAAAGUGCAAAACGAAGAUGAGCAUUAUGAUAAUGACGACGAUGAUGAAAAUGGCGAAGAUUAUGAAGAAGAUGGUAAUGAAGCGGAUGAAUCUAAUAAAGAAGACACUUCCGACGGUGAAACUACUUCAGAACAUGAAAAUCAUUGUCAAAAGAAUGGAGAGGAUCCAUGCUAG